AUGAUUUCCGUGUUUCUCUCACGAAUUGUUGUGCUCACAGCCGGCACCCUCUACCCUGCAUACCGAAGCUAUAAAGCCGUCAGAACGAAGGAUGUAAGAGAAUAUGUUAAAUGGAUGAUGUAUUGGAUUGUUUUCGCUUUCUUCUGCUUCGUAGAAACAAUUGCUGACGUCAUUGUUUCAUUUUGGCUACCGUUUUAUUAUGAAUUAAAAAUUAUUUUCGUUUUAUGGUUGUUGAGUCCAUGGACCAAAGGCGCUUCAAUCUUAUAUAGGAAGUGGGUACAUCCAACAUUAACGAAACACGAAAGAGAUAUUGAUCUGCUGCUCGAACAUGCCAAGUCUGAAAGUUAUAAUCAGGUAAUGCGAUUAGGUAGCAGAGGAAUAUUGUGUGCUCGUGAAAUUAUUGCAACUGCCGCAUUGCGAGGACAAGCACAGCUAGUACAACAACUGCAGCGCUCAUAUAGCACCAGCGAUAUUAAUAGGGGAUCAUCAUCGUCAAAACUGAUCCGCGUAACGGAAAUCCAGGAAGACGAUGAACACGAAGGCAGUGAUACUGUAGAUGUUUUGGAAGGAGAGAUUACUGCCAAUGAAGAACGGGAUGAUCGAAGUGAAGCAUCAGGUGUGCGUCGUAGUUCAAGGCGUCGAAGAUCGCCCACAUCGGAAACAAUUUACAAUACAUUACCGCGUCGGACAACACGUCAACAUAAAUAA
This is a messenger RNA of Cercopithifilaria johnstoni, 708 nucleotides long. The record is from the annotation of a GenBank genome assembly. NCBI's taxonomy places the organism in Eukaryota, Metazoa, Nematoda, Chromadorea, Rhabditida, Onchocercidae.